Alternaria ethzedia is the source of this 4212-nucleotide messenger RNA. RefSeq lists its product as uncharacterized. The transcript has 5 exons. Gene Ontology annotation, cellular component: membrane. Gene Ontology annotation, biological process: transmembrane transport. The coding region runs from base 1 to 4212 and encodes 1403 amino acids. Lineage: Eukaryota; Fungi; Ascomycota; Dothideomycetes; Pleosporales; Pleosporaceae. Gene Ontology annotation, molecular function: ATP binding; ABC-type transporter activity; ATP hydrolysis activity. The record is from RefSeq and is a predicted model, not a curated record.
AUGCAAUCAACGACUCCUAGUUCUGGGUACAGCACCGAGCGCGUCGAUCAAGACUACUUACCCACUUCCAAGAGUGCACCCAUCCACAGCGAAACAUGGCCUAUCUCGCAAGAAGUCAGAGUACUCAGGGAUCGUGACGAAGCUAAUGGCGGCAAAGCCCGGAAGUUGGGUGUGACAUGGAAGAAUCUCACAGUCAAGGGUAUCAGCAACGAUGCCGUCUUCAACGAGAACGUGCUGUCGCAGCUGAAUCCGUUCGGGAAUAGGGGAAAGGGUGCACCAAUGAAGACAAUCAUCGACAACUCGUAUGGAUGUGUGAAGCCUGGAGAAAUGCUUCUCGUCUUGGGUAAUCCGGGCGCAGGCUGUACCUCACUGCUGAACAUAUUGUCGAAUCACCGACAGGGCUACGCCGAAAUUGACGGGGAUGUCUCCUUUGGCUCCAUGUCCAGUGAUGAAGCCAAGUCCUACCGCGGUCAGAUAGUCAUGAACACAGAAGAUGAGAUCUUUUUCCCUACCAUGUCCGUCGGUGCGACCCUCGACUUCGCAACACGCAUGAAAGUCCCCUACAAUCUGCCGCCCGACAUCACUUCUGCCGAACAAUACGCGAAAGUCUACAAGGAGUUUCUACUCAAGUCACUCGGCAUUGAGCACACACACGACACCAAGGUCGGAGACGAAUACAUUCGCGGCGUCUCAGGCGGUGAGCGAAAACGCGUUUCCAUCUUGGAAUGUCUCGCAACGCGCGGCAGCGUCUUUUGCUGGGACAACUCUACGCGCGGCCUAGAUGCUGGCACAGCACUGGAUUGGACGAAGGCUAUGCGUGCCAUGACCGACAUACUUGGGUUGACUACCAUUGCAACCUUGUACCAAGCCGGCAACGGUAUCUAUGAGCAGUUCGACAAAGUGCUCAUCCUCGAUGAGGGAAAGCAGAUCUACUAUGGACCGAGAGAGGAUGCAGUGCCCUUCAUGCAAGAUCUCGGAUUUCUUUGCGACCCAGCCGCGAACCAAGCCGACUUCCUGACCAGCGUAACGAUCUCGGAUGUACGAGCCGUCGCCGAAGGCUAUGAGGAGAAGUUCCCGCGCAAUGGCGAAGAAGUACGUGCGGCGUACGAACAAUCGUCCAUCAAGCAAGCGAUGAGUGCGGAACUCGACUACCCCGACAGCGAGGAGGCGAAAUUGAACACGACCGACUUCAAAGAGAUGAUAGCCCGAGAGAAGCACAAGUUUCUACCAAAGAAUGCCGCUGUCACUACGAGCUUCUACUCUCAGGUCAAGACGGCCGUUACUCGACAGUACCAAGUGCUGUGGGGUGAUAAGCCCGUGUUAAUCGUCAAGCAAGUCUCUACCCUCAUCCAAGCUCUUGUCGCUGGUUCGUUGUUCUACGCCGCACCGGAUCACUCGGCCGGUCUGUUCCUCAAAGGUGGCGCACUGUUCUUUUGCCUUUUGUACCCUGCCUACAUGGGGCUCUCAGAGGUGACAGAUUCUUUCACUGGACGGCCUGUCCUGGCUAAACAUCGAUCAUUUGCACUGCAUUACCCCGCCGCUUUCGUCAUCGCUCAGGUCGCUACCGACAUACCAUUGAUGUUGUUCCAGAUGUCGCACUUCGGAAUCGUCAUAUACUUCAUGGUCGGACUCCAGACUACCGCAGAAGCUUUCUUUACCUUUUGGGUCGUCAUCUUCGCUUCAGCCAUGGCCAUGACUGCAUGUUUCCGCAUGAUCGGUGCUGCCUUCCCGACAUUUGAUGCAGCGACGAAAGCUUCAGGUCUCCUCGUCUCGGCACUGUUCAUGUAUAUGGGUUACAUGAUCAUCAAGCCUGAGAUGAAGCCUUGGUUUGUCUGGAUCUUUUGGAUCAACCCGAUGGCCUACGCCUUUGAGGCUUUGCUAGGCAACGAGUUUCACGAUCAACAAAUACCGUGUGUAGGUCCCAAUCUCGCUCCCAAUGGGCCAGGAUACGUGCCAGACCUAGGUGGGCAGUCGUGUAUUGGCGUUAAUGGUGCACGACCCGGGGCAGUCAUCGUCACAGGGGAUGACUACCUGGCCUCCAUGUCUUUCAGUCAUAGCCAUCUCUGGCGCAAUCUCGGUAUCAUUCUCUCGUGGUGGGUCUUCUUCGUAGCUCUGACGAUAGUGUUCACGUCAAGAUGGAAGGAGAUGGGUGAGGGUGGCCGUGGACUCCUCAUCCCAAGAGAGAAACAGAAGAAGACUCAGCAUAUCCACGUCGAUGACGAGGAGUCUCAAUCAUAUGAGAAGCCACAUGCUAGCUCCGCGUCCUCCGGAUCUGAUAACACGCUCGCCAACCAACUCAUCCGCAAUACUUCAAUCUUUACCUGGAAGAAUCUUACGUACACUGUCAAGACUCCAUCAGGCGAUCGAGUUCUCCUUGACAACGUACAGGGAUUCGUGAAGCCCGGAACUCUUGGGGCUUUAAUGGGAUCUUCGGGCGCUGGCAAAACGACAUUACUCGACGUUCUCGCUCAGCGGAAGACCGACGGCACGAUCCAUGGGUCUAUCAUGGUUGAUGGACGAGACCUCCCGGUAUCGUUCCAGCGAUCGGCAGGCUACGUUGAACAGAUGGACGUACACGAGUCGUUGGCCACGGUACGCGAGGCUUUGGAGUUCUCCGCUCUUCUCCGACAAUCUCGUGAAACACCACGAGACGAGAAGCUCCGCUACGUGGACACCAUAAUUGACCUCUUACAACUCCACGACCUCGAGCAUACACUCAUCGGCCGACCUGGUGCUGGCCUUUCCAUCGAGCAGCGUAAACGAUUGACGAUCGGCGUUGAACUGGUAGCGAAGCCCAGCAUCCUGAUAUUCCUGGACGAGCCGACGUCUGGCCUCGAUGGGCAAGCUGCGUACAACACUGUGCGCUUCUUGCGCAAGCUCGCGGAAGUCGGACAGGCCAUCCUCGUAACGAUCCACCAACCAUCAGCCCAGUUGUUCGCGCAAUUCGAUACGCUUCUCUUACUCGCCAAGGGUGGCAAGACUGUCUACUUUGGCGAUAUCGGUGACGAUGCAAGUACGGUAAAAUCCUACUUCGCUAGCAAGGGAGCGCCAUGUCCACGCGAGGCAAACCCUGCCGAGCACAUGAUAGAGGUCGUCUCCGGCAGUUUGUCUCAGAACACGGAUUGGAACAGGGUUUGGCUCGAAUCCCAACAGUACAACGACGUGACCGAAGAGCUUGACAGGAUCGUUGCGGAAGCCGCCGCUCGCCCACCGGGUACUGUCGAUGAUGGCUAUGCGUUUGCCUCGCCCAUGUGGGAGCAAGUGAAAAUAGUUACGCAUCGUAUGAACGUCUCGCUUUUCCGCAACACCGAUUACGUCAACAACAAGGUGAUUAUGCACAUCCUCUUGGCUUUACUCAACGGCUUCACCUUCUGGAUGAUUGGCGAUAGUCUUCAGGACUUGCAGUUGCGACUGUUCACUGUAUUCAGCUUCAUUUUCGUGGCCCCUGGCGUCAUCUCCCAGCUACAACCGCUGUUCAUUCAACGCCGCGAUGUUUACGAAACGCGCGAGAAGAAGAGCAAGACAUACCACUGGGCGCCAUUCGUGACAGGACUGAUCGUUUCGGAGCUUCCGUAUUUGGUCGUGUGCGCGGUCAUGUACUAUGUGUGUUGGUACUUCACGGCAGGUUUGCCUGGUGCAGCAAAGUACGCUGGCAGCACAUUUUUCGUUGUGCUUGUUUACGAGUUCCUGUAUACUGGUAUCGGGCAAAUGAUCGCAGCCUACUCUCCAAACGCCGUAUUCGCCUCGCUCGUCAACCCUCUCUUCGUCACGACACUGGUGUCUUUCUGCGGAGUUCUGGUUCCCUACAGUCAGCUCGAGCCGUUCUGGAGGUACUGGCUUUACUAUCUGGACCCGUUCAACUACCUGAUGUCCUCUCUCUUGGUGUUCACCACCUGGUCUGCGAAUGUGGACUGCAAAUCGAGCGAGCUCGCCAUCUUCGACCCUGCUGCCAACCAGACCUGCGGCGAAUACCUCUCAGUCUACCAGCAGGGUAUGGGAUCCGGUGUCAACCUGCUCAAUCCCGAUGCCACCGUCGACUGCCGCGUGUGCCAGUACAAGAGCGGAGCGGACUUUCUCCGGACCCUGAACCUUGCGGAGGAGUAUUAUGGGUGGAGGAACGCCGGCAUCGUCGUGUUGUUCUCGGUGAGCAGUUACACACUGGUGUACUUGAUGAUGAAGUUGAGGACCAAGGCUACAAAGAAGGCGGCGUAG